This is a messenger RNA of Tarenaya hassleriana, 1267 nucleotides long. Its product is annotated as transcription factor MYB39. The record is from RefSeq and is a predicted model, not a curated record. NCBI's taxonomy places the organism in Eukaryota, Viridiplantae, Streptophyta, Magnoliopsida, Brassicales, Cleomaceae. The transcript has 3 exons. Bases 39 to 1121 code for a protein of 360 amino acids.
AUAUAGAAUUUGAAUAAAAGUAAAUAUCGAGAACAAACAUGGUACGUUCACCGUGUUGUGAAGAGGGGAAAGGGGUGAAGAAAGGGCCAUGGACGCCGGAGGAAGACCAGAAGCUGAGGGAAUACAUAAGUAAGAAUGGGUUCGGGAACUGGCGGUCGCUGCCGAAGUUCUCCGGACUAAACCGCUGCGGGAAGAGCUGCCGUCUCCGAUGGAUGAAUUAUCUCCGGCCUGAGAUCCGGCGAGGCAACUUCUCCCACGACGAAGAGAGCCUCAUCGUUAAUCUCCACUCCGUUCUCGGCAACAAAUGGUCGAAGAUUGCGAGCCACCUUCCGGGAAGAACGGAUAACGAGAUCAAGAACUACUGGAACACGCACAUGAGGAAAAAGCUGUUGCAAAUGGGGAUUGAUCCAAACACUCACAAGCCAAGAACAGACCUCAACCAAAUCCUCGGCUUCUCUCAGCUACUCGCAGCCACCAACCGCCAAUUAUCCGACAACACUCUCUUCGCCAAUAACAAUGCUUUGGAAGAUCUCCUCAAAGUCCAAUUGAUUCACAACAUUCUUCAGAUUUUGAACCCUAAACCCUUAUCAAACAUCGGUAGCCUCAACACCAAUGCUAUAAACCUUAAACCUAAACCAGCUGAGGGGCCAUCAAAAACCGUUGAUCCGCAAAUUUUCACUAACCCUAUUGGAAUUACCCCUCAAAACAACAUGAAACUGAGGUCAUCACUUGGAAAUCUUUGUGGAACCAACCCUAACCGGACUGAACCAAUGGGAACCAGCGGCUCUUGGGACAUCCUUGAAGAAAACUGGCUUCCCGAUUUGGUUUCGAUUUCUCAAGAGAACUCAAUUACCAAACCGGUUACCACCACGGGAGAUGAUCAGACCGGAAGAUGUAUUGAACCGGGUUUCUAUGCUUAUGUUCAAUUUGGUGAAGCUCAAUCCUCGGUUUCGGGUUCUCCCGAGACAGCCGGUUUGAACCAAACCGAGACAACUCAACUCUCAUCCGGUCCAGAUGCCUUCGAGGCUUGGGAGAAGCUCCUCGAUGAUGAAACACGUGAUUCUUGCUGGAAAAGCUUCUUAGACUUGACGUCCCCAAAUUCGCCUCCUGUCGCAUGGUAGAGAGCAACAUUUUCCUGUGGAUCAUUUGUUAUUAUAAAUGCAAUUUCAUAUAUUAUAUGUUCAGUCUUAUAAAAAGAAUACACAUACACAAACGGACAAUUGGUUUUUUCUUUCACAAGAUAAUACUUUUUUUCCUACUAGGCGAA